Messenger RNA from Pochonia chlamydosporia 170, 1155 nucleotides. Its product is annotated as PH domain-containing protein. The coding region runs from base 1 to 1155 and encodes 384 amino acids. Lineage: Eukaryota; Fungi; Ascomycota; Sordariomycetes; Hypocreales; Clavicipitaceae. The transcript is spliced from 3 exons. The record is from RefSeq and is a predicted model, not a curated record.
AUGGCUGCUACACAAGCAAUCGAUGUUGCUCCCCGAAAGAGCGCCGGCUUCGAUCAUGUGGGCGAAGCAACUGGCGCCUCCUUAUCUCGAAGCCGACCUACCUACGAGUCGUUCACCAACGUCAGCCAGAACGGCUGCUUCGAAUCCGACCGAGUAAUAAAAAGUGGUUACGUUGAAAAGAGAACCAAGACAAAGAAUUGGAAAAGGGUAUAUCUCGUUUUGCGACCGAAAACGUUAUCGAUAUAUAGAGACGAAAACGAGACAAAGCUUCGUCACCAGCUGUAUCUGUCAGACCUUUCCGCUGUCGCCUUCCUCAAAGAUCCCAAGCAAAAACGUGACCAUGUCUUUGGACUGUUCUCCCCCUCUCGCAACUACCAUCUACAAGCGCCAACAAGGCAAGACGCCCAAGAAUGGGUCGAAAUAAUAAGGAGAGAAACAAGGAUAGAGGAAGAAGAAGAGGAAAUGCUUCUCGCAAGCCCCCUACCGCGGAGUGUGUCACCUGCAGGACUCAUGUCGAUGGCGACGAGCGGCAUUCCAAUAGCCUUGGAGGGUCGCGACUCCGACAGGGUACUCUCAAGUUCACCGGAAACCUACAAUGCUCCAGAACCAGGGUUUGCCUUCGGGACGGGUCGACGAGUGUCAUCCACUAUCGACUCAUCUGGCAUGUCGGGCAAUGAAAUGCCGUCACAUUCUGACCUAUCCGACAAUGAGACACAGAGACCUAGAGUUUUCGCUAACCGGUCAGGGAGCCAAAUAAGUAUAUCCAACGUCCUAGGCAGCAGCAUCGGCACCCCAGGCGAGCAGCAUCCCGAUAGAGUUAUCUGGCAAGGGUGGCUCUGGCAGCUGCGAAGCAAAAGAGGUGUGAAGCAAUGGAAGGAUAUGUGGGCAGUGCUCCGACCUAGGAACCUCAUUCUUUACAAAGACCAGCAGGAAUACACGGCACAGUGGAUUCUAGCACUCUCGGCUGUCGUCGAUGUUGUGGACACUGAUCCCGUCAAAAACAAGGACAAUUGUCUGCAGAUUAUUACCGAGGAGAAGAGCUACAGGUUCUGCACCCAUGGCGAAGAGGCUCUGGUCCAGUUCAUCGGGGCAUUCAAAAGCCUGCUUGCAAAGCGACGAGGGCUUGAAGCGAGGGCAGCCGCAUCUUCUCUGUGA